Chrysochloris asiatica (Cape golden mole) is the source of this 1709-nucleotide messenger RNA. It is a transcript of the gene ABHD13, whose product is annotated as abhydrolase domain containing 13. Bases 1 to 1014 code for a protein of 337 amino acids. The transcript has a single exon. The record is from RefSeq and is a predicted model, not a curated record. Gene Ontology annotation, cellular component: membrane. Gene Ontology annotation, molecular function: palmitoyl-(protein) hydrolase activity. NCBI's taxonomy places the organism in Eukaryota, Metazoa, Chordata, Mammalia, Afrosoricida, Chrysochloridae.
AUGGAAAAGUCAUGGAUGCUGUGGAACUUUGUUGAAAGAUGGCUAAUAGCCUUAGCUUCAUGGUCUUGGGCGCUCUGCCGUAUUUCUCUUUUACCUUUAAUAGUGACUUUUCAUCUGUAUGGAGGCAUUAUCUUACUUUUGUUGAUAUUUAUAUCAAUAGCCGGUAUUCUUUAUAAAUUUCAAGAUGUAUUGCUUUAUUUUCCAGAACAGCCAUCUUCUUCACGCCUUUAUGUUCCCAUGCCCACUGGUAUUCCACAUGAAAACAUUUUCAUCAGAACCAAAGAUGGCGUCUGUCUAAAUCUUAUUUUGAUAAGAUACACUGGAGACAAUUCACCCUAUUCCCCAACUAUAAUUUAUUUUCACGGCAAUGCAGGCAAUGUAGGCCAUAGGCUACCAAAUGCAUUGCUUAUGUUGGUUAACCUCAAAGUUAAUCUUUUGCUUGUUGAUUAUCGAGGAUAUGGAAAAAGCGAAGGAGAAGCAAGUGAAGAAGGACUCUGCUUAGAUUCUGAAGCUGUGCUAGAUUAUGUGAUGACGAGACCUGACCUAGAUAAAACAAAAAUUUUUCUCUUUGGUCGUUCGUUGGGAGGAGCAGUGGCUAUUCAUUUGGCUUCUGAAAAUGCACAUAGGAUUUCAGCCAUUAUGGUGGAGAACACAUUUUUAAGCAUACCACAUAUGGCCAGCACUUUAUUUUCAUUCUUUCCAAUGCGUUACCUUCCAUUGUGGUGCUACAAAAAUAAAUUUCUGUCCUAUAGAAAAAUCUCUCAGUGCAGAAUGCCUUCUCUUUUCAUCUCGGGACUUUCUGACCAACUAAUUCCACCAGUAAUGAUGAAGCAGCUUUACGAACUUUCUCCAUCUCGGACUAAGAGAUUAGCCAUUUUCCCAGAUGGAACUCACAAUGAUACGUGGCAGUGCCAAGGCUAUUUCACCGCACUGGAACAGUUCAUUAAAGAAGUCAUCAAGAGUCAUUCUCCAGAAGAGAUGGCAAAAACGUCUUCUAAUGUUACAAUUAUAUAAUGUAUCCCUUUUUGAUGAAUGCGCUGUAUUUUAAUUUCUGCAGAAUGAAAAAGAAUGUUCCUUUUCAGGAGUGUUACAUCUGUUCUUAUCUGGAGAGCGAUAUUAAAUUUUGAAUGGACUUCAGUGCUUCUUUAUGAUGAUCCAAAUAGUUUUUUAAAUUUGAAAAAAUAUAGUUCUUGGGAUUAUUUCAUACAUUUUCAUCGAAACUUUCGAUGUGGUUAUGUAUCCGUAUCUUUAGUUUAAUAUGCCAGUAAGAGACUACUCAGAAGUUUUCUUGUUGCUAAAAAAAGGUAUAAUCUAUGUUACACUUAGAUUUGUUGCUGAGAGUGGAAGGAGAUGGGUAAACCAGAAACUUUGGGUGUUACUCCUUUAGAAAAUCUUGGGACAAUCAUGGUAAGCAAACUUAGUUCUGUAACUGCAUUUUUCACAUUAAACGUUAAUAUGAAAUGCAUGACGGUAUUUUAUUCCUUGAAUUAUGCAAUGCAACAUUUUAAAUGUAAAUAGCACUGGUCAUAUACUGGUGCACAUUGUUACCUGGGUUAUAUCUAUUUUUAUGUAAACAGUUUGUUUUUUGUUUUUUUUGUUUUUUUGCAAGAAGUGAAAUUGAGGCCUAUGUGCAGGUUGCCAUUGGAUCUUGCUCUGGUGAAUGCUGACAUUCAGUUUUUCUUACAAAUAAAUGGUACCCCAUUUUCCAA